Odontomachus brunneus is the source of this 1001-nucleotide messenger RNA. It is a transcript of the gene ND-24, whose product is annotated as NADH dehydrogenase [ubiquinone] flavoprotein 2, mitochondrial. The transcript has 4 exons. Lineage: Eukaryota; Metazoa; Arthropoda; Insecta; Hymenoptera; Formicidae. The record is from RefSeq and is a predicted model, not a curated record. The coding region runs from base 180 to 911 and encodes 243 amino acids. Gene Ontology annotation, biological process: mitochondrial electron transport, NADH to ubiquinone. Gene Ontology annotation, molecular function: NADH dehydrogenase activity.
GUAAUGAUUGGUUCGACCUGGUAAUUCACUAGAUAAUUCUUUGCAUCGGUUGGUGUCCAAUCGUACCGUGGUCAAUCGGGACGCUCUCGUCUUGAUCGUAACAGAAGUGACGAGUGAUUGACAUUUUGUACUAUUGUGGAGGAUAAGUCUUAUCUCAUCUGUGUUUCAGCUGUGUCGAUAUGUUGACGUCUCUGCGUCGAGCUUGCGGGCUUCUUGCUCAGAAAAAUAUUAGAGCGGUACAAACAACAGCAAACUGUGCAUCAGACCAGCUGUUUAUUCAUAGAGAUAGCGAACAUGAUAACCCAAAUAUACCAUUUGAGUUCAAUGAGGCUAAUAAGAAGCGCAUUGAGGCACUCCUUGCAAUCUAUCCUGAAGGUCACAAACGUGGUGCCAUGAUACCACUGUUAGACUUGGCACAACGACAGCAUGGAUGGCUACCCAUUUCUGCUAUGCACAAAGUCGCAGAGAUAUUGGAUCUACCACACAUGAGAGUGUAUGAAGUAGCCACAUUCUACACAAUGUUCAAUCGAAGACCCAUGGGAAAAUAUCAUGUGCAGAUCUGUACCUGCACUCCAUGCUGGUUGCGAGAUUCCGACUCGAUAGUCGAAGCUGUGACAAAGGCUGCCAACUGUGAACUUGGUGCUACUUCCACCGACAAAUUAUUCACAAUCUCCGAAGUAGAAUGUCUUGGUGCUUGUGCCAAUGCUCCCAUGUUCCAAGUGAAUGAUGAUUAUUAUGAGGACUUAACCCCAGAAAGUGCAACAGCUAUAAUAAAUGCUUUUAAGAAAGGAGAGAGACCUCCAGCAGGUCCACAAACCUCUACUAGAUUUGCAGCUGACCCUAAUGGUGGUCUUACAUCAUUAACAACUCCACCAACAGGCCCUGGAUUUGGUAUCAGAUCAGACUUGUAAAAUUUGUUUUCAAUAGGAAUGUAGUAUAUAUUGAUGGAUGUAAGAAACUGCUUGUUAAUGCUGUUAAUAAACAUACAGUAAGACAGUGAA